Ruditapes philippinarum (Manila clam) is the source of this 934-nucleotide messenger RNA. RefSeq names its product ficolin-2-like. Lineage: Eukaryota; Metazoa; Mollusca; Bivalvia; Venerida; Veneridae. The record is from RefSeq and is a predicted model, not a curated record. Bases 271 to 816 code for a protein of 181 amino acids. The transcript is spliced from 2 exons.
UUUUUCAAAACAGAUACAGCAUGCUUAUGCAGUUCCAGCAUAGAUGAUAACUCCCAUGGACAUGAAACAGAAGAUACCACGCUUCACUAUGGGGUUCGAACAACAAAGGUUGUCACUUCGUUUUUACAGGAAGAUGGCAUAAUGUUCAAAAGAAUACAAGAACAACCAGAGCCGAUUGACUGUCUUGCGCUUUAUAAAAAGCACUAUAGUGAAGACGGUGUUUAUGUGAUAAAACCAACUGGAGGUACUGCUACUGAUGUGUGAUGUGAUAUGUCCAAUGGAGGAUGGACGGUUAUACAACGCCGGCAAGACGGCUCGGAAGAUUUCUACAGAAAUUGGGAAGACUACAGGAAUGGAUUUGGGAAAAGAGUUGGCGAAUAUUGGUUCGGACUUGAAAAUAUCUACCACAUGACAAUCAACAGCACUGCAUUAUACAUACACCUCGAAACGUUCGAACAAAACAAUGUUGACCCUUUCUCCGCUUAUGCUGAAUAUUCCACUUUCAAAAUUAAUGACGAGAGCGAUAAAUACCGAUUGGCAAUCGGGGGUUACAGUGGUUCAUGCAGUGACUCGAUGCCUUUCCAGAACAACCAGCAAUUUUCAACAAAAGACAGUGACAACGACCCCUAUUCAUACCACUGUGCAGAGAUAUAUGGUGGAGGAUGGUGGUACAAUACAUGUCACUUCGCGCAUCUAAAUGGAAUGUAUCUAGGCGGAGCCGACACUGACUUUGGCCGUGGUAUUAUCUGGGAAAGUUGCUGGGGUUAUUUUUAUUCUCUGAAGAAAACUGUCAUGAAAAUUAGAAGAAAUAACUAAAGUCAUGAUCCAACGUGUGCGCAUUCAAAUAAUGUUAGGCACUCCUUGCAUGUUUUCUUGGAUUUUCGUCUCCUAUCCUUCUUAUUCUAAAUGUAACAAAUUAACUUAAAUUAACUUA